GGUUUUGUUGAAAAAGGCGUUUCUUUCCGUAAUCUGAUCGUGGUCUUUUUAUUGCGUUGCAGUAUCGCUUCUGCUGUAUUUCUCUCAGUUGAUCGCUGUAUGUCACUUGAUCCGCUAAUUUGCAGGUUAUUUGAAGGCAUGGCCGGGACAGUCAAGAACGUGGCGAUAUUCGGUUCCACGGGUAUGACUGGUUUAGCUACCCUGCCACAGGUUGUGGCGGCAGGUUAUAAUGCGACAGUGCUGGUGAGGGAUCCUUCUAAGUUGCCCCCAGACCACAGAGCGUCCAGGGUGGUGGUAGGUGACGUCCUGAACAAGAAGGAUGUAGAGAAGACUUUGGAGGGCCAAGACGCUGCCAUUAUUAUACUUGGGACCAGGAAUGAUCUCAGCCCUACAACUGUGAUGUCUGAGGGAACAAGAAACGUCCUUGAAGUAAUGAAAGUUCGCGGGAUUCGUAAGGUUGUCGCUUGUAUGUCCUCCUUCCUUCUGUGGGACCGUGCCAAAGUGCCUCCCCGACUCGUGCCUGUCACCGAGGACCAUGACAGGAUGUACAGACUGUUAAAGGAGUCAGACCUAGACUAUGUGGCUGUGAUGCCCCCACACAUCGCUGGUGACAAGCCCUUGACCGAGAAGUACACUGCAUCUGAGAAUGCAGUGAAGAGUCGUGUAAUUUCCAAACAUGACCUAGGCCACUUUUUUGUGAAAUGUCUCUCCACCUCUGACUGGAAUAUGAAGACAGUGGGAGUGUCUGGAGAGUACAGUUAAACCCAAUAAUCCACCCCAGCUCCAUUGAGAUGGAGAGAAUGCAUCAUGCCUUAAGAGAGUUUGACACAAAUAUUUUGACCUAAGGAUUUCAAGAAGUAUUAGAGAGUAAUGUUAAAGUAUGUUGCGCUUGGCAUCACCUUUUGUGUGUAUACCACGUCACAAUAAAGUAGUUUUGCUUACAA
Messenger RNA from Brienomyrus brachyistius, 944 nucleotides. It is a transcript of the gene blvrb, whose product is annotated as biliverdin reductase B. Lineage: Eukaryota; Metazoa; Chordata; Actinopteri; Osteoglossiformes; Mormyridae. The transcript has 5 exons. The record is from RefSeq and is a predicted model, not a curated record. The coding region runs from base 100 to 762 and encodes 220 amino acids.